Messenger RNA from Sitodiplosis mosellana (orange wheat blossom midge), 626 nucleotides. Its product is annotated as NTF2-related export protein-like. Bases 122 to 547 code for a protein of 141 amino acids. Gene Ontology annotation, biological process: protein import into nucleus. Gene Ontology annotation, cellular component: nuclear pore central transport channel. NCBI's taxonomy places the organism in Eukaryota, Metazoa, Arthropoda, Insecta, Diptera, Cecidomyiidae. The transcript is spliced from 4 exons. The record is from RefSeq and is a predicted model, not a curated record.
GCGGACUGACGUAGUUUGUGGAGUGAAUUGUGUUAAAUGUACUUCGAUUCGUGUGGUAUCAUUCAACAUAACUUCAUCGAAAAGCAAUCAAAGGAAGAAUAAAACGUUUUUUAAAAUAACAAUGAACCCAGAAUUCAGAUCAAAAAUUGAUGAAUCUUCGCGAACAGCAGAGGAUUUUACGAAAUUGUACUAUGAUAGCCUGGAUAAGAAGCGGCAUCAAAUGUCCCGAUUUUAUUUGGACAAUGCGAUUGCCGUUUGGAAUGGAAAUGGUACAACCGGAAAAGAAAACAUUCAGACCUUCAUACAAGGGCUGCCAUCAACUGAACAUACGGUGACAACUCUAGAUGCGCAACCAGUAAUUGAUGAUGCUCUAUCAAAUCAGAAAACAUUAUUAAUCAUGGUAUCAGGAAUGUUUCGUAUUCAGAAUAAUUCAGGCAAACAGUUUCAGCAGACAUUCGUGAUCUCGGCUCAAGGCGACAAAUGGAAAAUUGUUAGCGAUUGUUUCCGCAUACAAGACGGACUUGUUGACAAAAAAUUGAAAAAUUGAAAAAUAAAAAUUCAAAUAAAACAUGUUAUUACGAAUUGAAUAAAUUCAUCAAUAUGUUCAGAAGAGCAAAAUAAAAAGA